GUGGUGUGUUUGGAAGUCGUCGUCGAGAAACCUCGCUUCGCGGAUCGACGAUUCGGGCUGUUGAACGCGUGCGAGCACUGCUUUUGCCUGAAUUGCAUUCGCGGAUGGCGUCAGGGAGGAACGCAGCGAGGGGCCGAAGCGAGCGCUUCGAGCAACGAACAAGCGCGCAUGUGCCCGAUUUGUAGGACGACUUCUCACUUCAUUACGCCGACGACGUCGUGGCCGAGAAACGACGAAGAAAAGACACAGAUGAUCGACUCGUACCGAGAACGGAUGGGCAAAAUACCGUGCAAACAUUUCGACGGCGGCGACGGCACGUGUCCGUUUGGAACUUCGUGUUUCUACGAACACAGAUACCGCGCUACGGGCGAGUUGGAGAGCGCCGAAGUACGGAAAAGCACCGCUUCAGACGGGAGUUUGAACAUCCUCACUCCGGUUCGAUUGAGCGAUUUCAUCCAGACGUCGAGAAGGUUUAGAUAG
Molecule: messenger RNA, 480 nt
Organism: Ostreococcus lucimarinus CCE9901
Lineage: Eukaryota; Viridiplantae; Chlorophyta; Mamiellophyceae; Mamiellales; Bathycoccaceae
Exons: 1
Biological process (GO): protein polyubiquitination
Molecular function (GO): ubiquitin protein ligase activity; metal ion binding
Source: RefSeq, a predicted model, not a curated record